UAUCUUCCAAAUCCUAGUCUCUCUAAGGUUGUCCCUUCUUUUUGCUCUUACAUGUCUGACUGGAUUUCUUGCUCCUCCUUUCAUGGCUGGUUUACAAUGCUGAGGUGAAAUGAAAGAGGCUAGGAUUGUCAUUUCUUGCAAUAUUAAUAUUCCAUAAUUUUGUCCUGUCUUGUUAAGAUUACAAGUGCUGUCUCUUUCUAUCAUUGAAACAGAGGUCUGUUUUAACUCUGGAUGGACAGGUUUUUUUAGUCUAUAGAGUCUUCUAAUUCAUCACCAAAUACCUUAAGACUCAAAAUUGCUUUCUGGGUUCCACUUCUUUCUUUCAAAGUUUUUGACUUGAUCCCUCCUUUUGAUCUCUAAACUCAAAACAAAAGUACCCCAUUUGAGUUUAAUUUGGUUCUGUGUUAUUACAAGUUGUUUUGUUUCUAUGUUCUUCAAUGGGGUACGUUUAGUUCCGACAACUUUUUUGCCAAGUUGACAGCAGUUUUGUCUGUUAAAAGACAGUUCCUUUUACAAACCACCUUGUUGGGUUUGCUUGCUUUUCAUUUUCUUUCUUUCUUCAUUGUUCUCAAAUUAUAGGAAUUCAAUGAUUGAAAGAUUCAAGUUUUAGAUCCAUGCUUUUGAAUUGGAGUCAUGAAAUGGGCAAAUUCUUUUGUAGUUUGAUUGACGACCAAGAAAAUAUUUUGUUCAUGAGGGUCUUGUUUUGCAAGAUCCAUUGUCCUUUCAUUUGCUUCUGCAAGCCCUCUCCUAGAAUAUACGGACCAGCACCACUGAAAUUGGAAAACAGCCCUCAUGUUCCUUCAACUGCAGUUAUAUCAGUUGUUGAUGCCUCCUGUGAUGAUGAUCAUGUGCUCAAUGAUUCCGUUGAGGUGAAAGAAGGGAGUGUAGGUGUUGAUGGGAAACAAUCACAGGCUCAGAAUGGCCUCAAAAGUAGUCUUAAAAAGGCAGAUUUUGAUUCGAAAGAGGUUGAUAAGAAGAAAGUGCGGUGGAUGGAUUUCUUAGGGAAGGAACUUGUUGAGAUCAGAGAAUUUGAGUCCAGCGAAACAGAAGAUAGUGACAGUGAAGAUCAGAGCAAUAGAGGCUGUGUUUGUACAAUUCUUUGACAUCUAUUUAACAACAUCCUUCUUGUUCAAGCUUCUGUAGUGACACCAACAAUCACAAGAGAAAGAUGAAAAGAAUUUGUGGCUCCCCUCGGAGAAUCUGCAGUGGAGUUAGAUCAGGUUCCCAUUUACUUCAAUUCCGCUUAAUCAACUCUCAAAUCAAAAGAUAUCCAAGAGAGACGUCAGUAUAUACUUUAUAUGAAAUGGGAAAAUAUUGUCUCUCUUUCAAUUCUUUUACAAUGUAAUGGCUCAUUCAUUUAGCAAUUAUGAAAUUACAUACAAGUUCACAAUCUAACUCCUGUUAAGUCACUUCUUUUACGAGAUUGGACCCUUAUCAUCAUGCUAGAUUCAUGAUUCCCUCAAUGGCUGUCAUAAAACUAUUAAUAGUAUUGUAGCAUGUUUCUGCAUGAUAUACGCUACCUCCUGAAAAUUACGGGGGUGUGGUUAGAGUGGGUCAA
This is a messenger RNA of Populus trichocarpa (black cottonwood), 1558 nucleotides long. RefSeq lists its product as uncharacterized. The transcript has 2 exons. Lineage: Eukaryota; Viridiplantae; Streptophyta; Magnoliopsida; Malpighiales; Salicaceae. Bases 615 to 1103 code for a protein of 162 amino acids. The record is from RefSeq and is a predicted model, not a curated record.